Messenger RNA from Sitophilus oryzae (rice weevil), 2289 nucleotides. RefSeq names its product transient receptor potential channel pyrexia-like. The record is from RefSeq and is a predicted model, not a curated record. Gene Ontology annotation, molecular function: protein binding. Bases 1 to 1599 code for a protein of 532 amino acids. The transcript has 2 exons. NCBI's taxonomy places the organism in Eukaryota, Metazoa, Arthropoda, Insecta, Coleoptera, Curculionidae.
AUGAGUGAUUGCCAGAAAAGAACUCCUUUACAUGAAGCUGUUCAAUCAAUAUCAAGCGCCAGGAAGCAUAUAGUCAAAAUGUUACUAGACAAUGGAACUGAUGUAAAUGCUUUGGACGAAGAUGGAUUCAGCCCUCUUCAUUUAGCUGCCUUAAACGAAAUUCCCCAAUACGCCAAUCUAUUGGUAGAUCAAGGCGCCAACCUGACAGCAAGUGGUAACUCCAAAAUCAGUCCUUUUGGUUUGUUGGCUAAGAAAACCCCCGCAGUUCUGGAUGCUGUGAAAAAUCGACUGGACCAAUCCAUUACUCUAAUACCUGAUCCAGAUGAACUUUUUCGAACUGAGAUCGAGUUUAACUUCGAUAAAGGCCUACCCCAUCCGGAUGAGUAUAAAAUACUGAAAACUUUUAUCGAAGAAGGGCAACCGGAAAUGUUACUGCACCCUAUAUGCAGGGCAUUUCUUUUUAUGACUUGGAAAAGAUUGAAGAUUUGUUACUAUGGAAUGAUUUACUCAUGGUUUCGCUUGUGUUUUUGCCUUUUAUUCUUUGUUCUAACUGGCAUGUCCUAUCGCUGUAACCUUGUCGAAGAAGAAGUACUUUAUUGUAAAAAUAGUUACGCUAUGAACAAAACACUGUUCGAGAGUAGAUUUAACCUGAAAAUGCAAUGGUAUUUGAUGAUCUACAUCACUGUUUCAAUCUUGUACUCUAAAGCGUACGAUUUUCAUAGACACCCUUCGAUUAAAAAUUAUUUUUUGAAUAUAAGUAAUCAACUAGAGUGGGUCAGUCUUUUUGGUGUGGUGGCUAUUUGUCCACUCUACUCUGGAACUAUGGAAAAAUGGCAAUUGGAAGUUGGCGCAUGGAUUCUGUUAACUUCUUGGACGAACUUAAUGUUUCUGGUAGGUCAGUUGCCGUGUUUUGGUCCUUACGUCGAUAUGUACCAAAAAAUCCAACGAGAAUUCUACAAGCUAUUUUUUGUAUUCUCCUUUUUCCUGGUCGGAUACGUCGGUUCUUUCUACAUAUUUAUCCCACAAUCAAGCGCUUUCAAAGAUCUUUUCAUCGGAGCCAUCACUGUUUUGAUUUUAAUGACAGGAGAUUUAAAUUACGAUUAUUUGGUUAAGUAUGAAUACGCCAAUACUGUUUCUAGAAUAGGAACGCACGCUGUCUGUGUGAUAUUUGUGUUAUACGUCACUAUUAUUCUGAUGAAUCUUUUUGUGGGAAUUGCAGUAGACGAUAUUGAGACCUUAGAAAAAAACGCAGGCUUAUCUAAAUUGGUGAGACAAGUUAAAUUAUGUUCGUAUAUAGAAAAAUCGUACUGCAAUCGCAUUUUUCUCAAUUUUUUUCUUAAGAUAAUCGGGAAAAUUCCAAAAAAGUAUACAAGUCGUUUGAAAGUAAAACCCCUUGAUCCAACUGAAAAUAAGAUGCCUAAAAAUAUUAUGCACCAAGCGUACAACAUUGUUAAAAAUCGAAAUAUUGAUAAAGAACCUAUUUUUGAACAGGAUGAAGUACUGAGUGAUAUAGAACACGGAAUAGAAGACCGUAACAAACAAAUCAAUAUGUUACAUCGUUAUGUUAUAAAAUGCAAAGAAUCCUUAACAAAAUAUUGAGGAUAGUACCUAUUUGAAAGACAUAAACAGGUACAUUUAAGAUAGACCUUUUGUAAUGUAGAAAAACUUUUUAGGCCUUACUUUGUAAUUUACGCAUAUACUUUUUGAAUAUAAGUAAUCAACUAGAGUUGGUCAGUCUUUCUGGUGAUGUAGCUAUUUGUCCAGUCUACUCUGGAACUAUCCAAAAAUGGCAAUUGGAGUUGGCGCAUGGAUUCUGUUAAUUUCUUAGACGAACUUAAUGUUCCUGGUAGGUGGUAGGUCAGUUGCCGUGUUUUGGCCCUUAUGUCGACAUGUACCAAAAAUACAACGAGAAUUCUACAAGCUAUUUUUUGUAUUCUCUUUUUUCCUGGUUGGAUACGUCGGUUCUUUUUACAUAUUUGUCCCACAAUCAAGCACUUUCAAAGAUCUUUUCAUCGGAGCCAUCACUGUCCUGAUUCUAAUGACAGGAGAUUUAAAUUACGAUUAUUUUGUUAAGUAUGAAUACGCCAAUACUGUUUCUAGAAUAGGAACGCACGCUGUAUGUGUGAUAUUUGUGUUAUACGUUACUAUUAUUCUGAUGAAUCUUUUUGUGGGAAUUGCAGUGGACGAUAUUGACCUUAGAAAAAAACGCAGGCUUAUCUAAAUUGGUGAGACAAGUUAAAUUAUGUUCGUAUAUAGAAAAAUCGUACUGCAAUCACAUUUUUCUCAAAU